This is a messenger RNA of Bicyclus anynana (squinting bush brown), 1312 nucleotides long. RefSeq names its product aldo-keto reductase AKR2E4-like. Bases 104 to 1111 code for a protein of 335 amino acids. Gene Ontology annotation, cellular component: cytosol. Lineage: Eukaryota; Metazoa; Arthropoda; Insecta; Lepidoptera; Nymphalidae. Gene Ontology annotation, molecular function: aldose reductase (NADPH) activity. The transcript has 7 exons. The record is from RefSeq and is a predicted model, not a curated record.
AAAGAAAAACUUGAAAAACUUGUUGUGUAACCACAUUACCCAGUAGUAUUAAAAAUGCAUAGUACAGUGCUUCGAAUUUUUUAAAUUAUAAAAUUUUGCUGAAAUGCGGAUCGUCGUAAUUAUUUAUCUGUUGGAAGUGGUAGAGUUGACUUGUUCUAGUAACGUUUGUGGUGACAAAUAUAAGAUACUGAACGAUGGCAAUUUAAUACCAGCUGUCGCUUAUGGUACUUGGGCUGAUGUACCUGAUUUGCCUAAAGUCAUUCCAUCUGUAAUACACGCAAUUAAAGUUGGAUUCAGACAUUUGGAUACUGCAUAUCUCUAUGGAAAUGAAUGUUUAAUUGGAGAAGCUCUCUCUAUUGUAUUCAGAAUGGGAAUUGUUUCUAGAGAUGAAAUGUUUAUAACGACUAAGUUGGACGCAUCUGUACCAUUCCGAAAACACGUGGUACCAUCACUUAAGGAAAACUUGAAGAGAUUGAGGCUGGAGUACGUCGAUCUGUUCCUCAUUCAUAACCCAUAUAAUGUGUUCAAUUACUCCAAUUUUGAUAUCUUAGACAUUUGGAAAGGCAUGGAAGAUUGCAAGAGGCUUGGUUUGGCAAGGUCCAUCGGCGUUUCUAACUUUAACAGUUCGCACAUCAACAGGAUGCUUAGAUACUCAAAAAUAAGGCCAGCAGUGAAUCAGAUAGAGGUGAAUCCUACAAGAACAAACCUAGAUAUAGUAGCUUACUGCCAAAGCGAAGGUAUUGUUGUUACGGGAUACGCACCAUUCGGUUUUCUCGUACCACGUCCAUGGUCAAACAUAACAGGAAUACCACCUACAUUUGAAGAUCCAACAUUAGUGAGGAUGGCAAGAAAGUAUGGAAAAGAGACCAGCCAAGUUGCUUUACGGUAUCAGAUCGACCGUAGUGUUAUACCUAUCCCAAGAUCACAAAACAGAACUCAUAUAUCCUCGAACGUGGACCUCUUCGAUUUUAGUCUUACUCAAAAAGAGGUGUAUACUAUAAAUGAGUUCAACAGAAACCUACCAGUUUAUGCUGAUGAUGGAGGCGAACUGAUCGCGUUGUAUCUCCAAAUGUACGAAACUUUAUUAAGUUUGCCUACUUAUUGUAAAUAAGUCUUAAAACGAGGACCAACAGUAUACACGUUACAUGUUAUUACUCUUUUGUUAUACAGCAUUUGGUUAAUAUAUGAUCAGUAAUGGUUUAUCACUAUAAUUGUCUACAUCCUCAUAGAACAUAUAUAUUUCGACAUAACAUAUAGAACAUAGAACAUAGAACAUAGACAUUUCCCAGGUGUAAGUGCAAUAAAUGUUAUA